Messenger RNA from Paramecium tetraurelia, 920 nucleotides. RefSeq lists its product as uncharacterized. Gene Ontology annotation, cellular component: mitochondrion; membrane. The record is from RefSeq and is a predicted model, not a curated record. Gene Ontology annotation, biological process: heme biosynthetic process. The transcript has 4 exons. NCBI's taxonomy places the organism in Eukaryota, Ciliophora, Oligohymenophorea, Peniculida, Parameciidae. Gene Ontology annotation, molecular function: protoheme IX farnesyltransferase activity.
AUGAAAAUAACAAUCACAGAUUUGAAAAUUUUAUGUAAAUUUAGUCUAGCAAGUGGGAAUGCUGUGAUUCCCUUCAUUUCAUUUCUGUAUUUGGGAGAAGACAACGUAUUCUCAUUGAAGUCGUUUUCAUUGUUGUCUGGAUCACUUUUUAUGGCUAUGGCAAGCUAGGCCUUCAAUUAAGUAAUUGAAUGGAAGUAAGAUAAAUUAAUGACACGCACAUGCAAUCGUCCAAUUCCAAUCCAACGACUUACUCGUUUGUAAGGAGGAUUGAUUGGAUUUGCAUUCUAUGCAGCUUCCAAUGUCCUGAUGUAUAAUUAUUUGCCAACCAAUGCUUUAGCGAUUAACAAUUUGAUUUUCUUCUCAUACUUGGGAAUAUACACAACGUUGAAAACAAGAUCUCCCAUGAAUACUUUAAUUGGAGCAGUAAUUGGGGCUCUUCCAGUGGUGUUAGGAGCAGCCUGUGUAAGCAACGACAGUUUGUAUAAUCUGGGGAUGUGGGGCAAUUUUGGAUUCAUGUUUUCAUGGUAAAUCAAUCAUUUCUACGGGAUUUAUUGGAAAUAUUAGAAAGACUAUUUGAGAGCUGGAUUCAAAAUGGUAAAUGAUAGUGCAGUUGCUAGUAGACAUAUGAAAAUGUGUUUGGCUAUUAAUGGGUUAAGUUGGUUUGGAACUGCAUCUCAGCAUUCUUAGCCAGAAUUAAAAUUUAUCAGUUGCAUCUCUGGAUUAUUGUCAUUAUACUUUUGGAAUUAUAGAGCAAUCAAAUUAUUUGAAGUGGACCCUUCAAAAAAUGCAAACUAUCUUAAAAAAGCCUCCUACAAUUUCUUGUUGGUCUACUACAGUAUAAUAUUAAUGGACAUAGGAAUCAAGAGAUAUUAAAAACAAUAAAACCAUUGAAAAACAAUUAUAAAAUAAUUAAUAUGAUG